AUGACUACUAUAACAAUGAAAUCAUUUUUUGAUUAUAAUUUUUCAAUGGAUGAUCGAGUUCUUUCAGAUAUAUGUGGAAAUAUUUUACCUCAAAUUCAUUUAUAUAUAACUAAACUUAUUAUAGAACAAAAUUCAAUAGAACGUAUUCUUACUAUUAAUUAUCCUCAACUUUAUUCAUUAUCACUUAUUAAUUUUGAAGAAAAAAUACUUUUUCAAUAUUUAAAAGAUCAUUCAAUUCUUCGUGAUCUUAUUAAUCAAAUAACAUAUUUGAAUAUUGAUAUUCAAAAUGCGAUAAUACCUCAAUUAUCUGAAAUUACAUCAAAUAUAUUUGCAUUAAUUUUAUCUUUAACGAAACGAUUAAUUCAUUUGAAUUUUUGUCAUUUAUUUUCUCAUCGUAGAACUUGGAUUUCGAUUUAUUAUUUACCAGAAAUAAGUCAUAUGUUUUCAAAUUUAACUCAAUUGAAAAUUAAUGUUGAAACUUUUUUUGAUUGUCUUUAUCUUCUUGAUGGACUGGUAAGAGUUAAUUCGAAUUAUAUUGAUGGUAUUCAAUUAAAUGAUGAUAUUCUUAUUCAUAUGCCACGAUUAAAAAAAUUUGCUUUCAGUAUAAAUACAGGAGCUAUUAUAGAAAAUACUAAAAUUCGUCUUCAAUCAAAUGAAGAUAUUCGAAAUAGUUUUAUUAGAAGAAGAUAUGGACAAGUUGGUUCAUAUGUUUUUUUUAAACAAAUGGAAGAGAUAGGACAUUGUCAUAUCUAUUCACUUCCAUAUCAAUUUGAACAUUUUUUUGGUCUCAGUAACUCUUUUCAUUUUCAAGAUGUUAUAUAUGAUAAAGUUCGACGAUUAACAAUGAAUGAUAUUGCACUUCCUUUUGAACAUCAGUUUUUCAAACUCAUCUCUUAUUAUUUUCCUUUUCUUAAAGAAUUAACUAUAUUUAAUGGUGAAGGACAAAAAGACAAACAAGAUUCGUUAACAUUAAUUAUAUUUCCUCAUCUUAUUUUUCUUGAUUUGAACUCACAUGUUGAUUAUGCUGAACAAUUUCUCUUGGCUAAAAAGACUCAUUUACCUUGUUUGUUAGAUCUUUGCAUUACAUAUGAAUCACUUACAAUAUUAACAAACAAUUUUAUUACUGAUCCAAUGCAUUUCAAUUGUAGUCAAAUAAAAAAGCUUCAUAUAAAUGAACCGUUUGUUCGACCAAAAACUUUUCAUAAAUAUUUUCCGUUGUUAUAA
This is a messenger RNA of Rotaria sordida, 1224 nucleotides long. The record is from the annotation of a GenBank genome assembly. NCBI's taxonomy places the organism in Eukaryota, Metazoa, Rotifera, Eurotatoria, Philodinida, Philodinidae.